AUGCCCACUCGUACAAACAACACCGCGCACGGACAGGACUCGCCAACACUGACAGGAUCCGCGACGCUCGCCGCCAACGACGAUCACGACACGAUGAACAAAACGACUAACGACAGAGCCGGCAAGCCGCCCAGCAAGCUCAACGAAAACAAUAACGACGCAAAGGCAGACAGCACAAAGAAAAAGAAGAAGCAGGGAUUCUGGUCCCGUCUCCUCGGAUGUUUCAAUCCCUCCAAUGCAUUUGACGACGACAAGCUCGACAAGGCAUCGAACGAUGUCGGAAAGCAGGCCAGCAAGGAUGCGGCGCACCUCCAAGGCAAGAGAAAACCUAGCAAAGAUGCAGAAGCAGUUUCAAACAUUCCGACAGAAGAAACCGCCGUCUCGGCCUCGUCAACGGCCCCUCCAGCCUCUUCAACUGUCGGUGUGGGGCCUCGAAGACCAGCCGUCCAUGGCACGACAAGCUCAACCAGGAACAGCAGUGUCCUCAAUAGAAACAGCCAGGUCAUCCAUCCUCAACUCCUCAUUCCAAACGGUCCCGUGGUCAUUACGGCCCCGAGCACCCCGGCCUAUAAUACAUUCGACCUCGAUGCAGAUCCCGAUGUAGUGAUUCAGCCCACCCCAAAGGGUGCAACGGCCUUGCUGCCCGUCGAUGAAACAGAAGGUGUCACCAGUGGUGCCGUCCAACCUCCUGGCGGUGUCGCCCACCCGGAAAAGGAUUCCCCUAUCGGGCUACUUGGUGUCAGUGGUACGACGGAGAAAGAAGAGUCUGAGCGUGGAACGGUCACCGACGAUGACUAUCAUGAUGCCAAGGAAGAAGACGACAUUGACGCAGAAGAAAUGCGCCUUAUUAUGAACGCCGGAAGCGGUAUCCCCAUUGUUGACGGAAAACCCAAGCCACUUCUUCCUCCUAUUGCGGAGCGACACAAGGGACGCAAAUGCUUGGUUUUGGAUAUGGACGAAACGCUCCUCCACUCAAGCUUCAAGUUGAUGCCUCAGCACGACUUUACUGUGCCUGUCGAAAUCGAGUGGCAGUGGCACAAUGCCUAUGUUCUCAAGCGACCCGGCGUCGAAGAGUUCCUUCGCCGCAUGGGUGAAAUCUACGAGGUUGUCGUCUACACUGCCAGUGUUAGCAAGUAUGCAGACCCGGUCUUGGACAAGGUCGACGUCCACAAAGCAGUCACGCAUCGAUUGUUCAGAGAGAGCUGCUAUAACCAUCGCGGCAACUAUGUCAAGGAUUUGUCCAUGCUUGGCCGUCCUCUUGAGACGUGUAUCAUCCUGGACAACUCGCCUGCGUCCUACUUGUUCAAUCCGAACAAUGCGGUCCCUGUCACGACCUGGUUCAACGACCCACUUGACACCGAGCUUACAGACCUGAUUGAUUUCCUCACUGACCUUGCCACCGUUGACGAUGUUCGUCCCUUGCUUGCUCGCGACUGUUAA
Messenger RNA from Serendipita indica DSM 11827, 1440 nucleotides. The record is from the annotation of a GenBank genome assembly. NCBI's taxonomy places the organism in Eukaryota, Fungi, Basidiomycota, Agaricomycetes, Sebacinales, Serendipitaceae.